This is a messenger RNA of Kwoniella mangroviensis CBS 8507, 1281 nucleotides long. RefSeq lists its product as uncharacterized. The coding region runs from base 1 to 1281 and encodes 426 amino acids. The record is from RefSeq and is a predicted model, not a curated record. Gene Ontology annotation, molecular function: monoacylglycerol lipase activity. NCBI's taxonomy places the organism in Eukaryota, Fungi, Basidiomycota, Tremellomycetes, Tremellales, Cryptococcaceae. The transcript has 6 exons. Gene Ontology annotation, biological process: acylglycerol catabolic process. Gene Ontology annotation, cellular component: mitochondrion.
AUGCCUCGAAUCACAAUACCGAACAAACCUUUUGACCUAUUCUAUAGAAUAUCUACACCUUCAAAGAGGGAUAGAGCGAAGGAGAUAGAUGAGGAGUACGAGACGAUAUUGUUCUUUCAUCCUUUCUGGGUGGAUUCUUUUUACUAUUACCCACAAUUUGAUGAUCCAACGUUUUAUGAGAACUAUAAUCUCAUAGCGUUUGAUGCUCCCGCACAUGGAUCGACAAAAGUUAUGGAUAUAUCACCUGAUCCAGUGACUUGGUCGUACCAUGCGACUAUAGUAAAAGAAGCGUUGACAAUACUUCAUAUCCCCUCGGUACAUCUAGUCGGAUCAACUAUGGGAUGCUGUCCCGCUAUGCACUUUGCAGCUCAGUAUCCUGACAUUUCGAAAAAUCUGAUCAUGUCUGCUCCGCCUGCUCUGACGGAAACUACCAAUUGGAGUUUGACUUUUAGAGAAAGUAUGCAUAUUCUGAUCAACGCAGUGAAAAAUCGCGAUGGUGAACCUCUCGAUGCGAUCACCUCUGUGAUCUUUGAUUAUAACGCUACGUCCCACUCGAAGAGGUUGGUGAAGGAUCUGGAGGAAGAGUGUAUGCAAUUAAACCGAUCGAGAUUACUGAAUGGUGAAUUGAAUGGAGAAAUAACUGUACCUGUUCUCAUAUCGCUUGCUCUUUCACGUAAACAGCUUCUAAGUUACGAACAAGCGAUCGAUCUGAAAUGUCCCGUAUUGGUCGUACAGGGUACACUGGAAGGAUGGGAGGAGCACGAUGAUCAGUGGGUCGAUAUGUUAGAAAAGACACAUAAGUUGUAUACGGAACAGAAUGAUGGGAAGGUAUGCGAUAUGAAAAGAAUUGUAUUGGAAGGUUGCUCAAGAUGGAUGACUUUGACUCAUCCUGAUUUGGUAAAUCCGAUAAUUCACAAAUUCAUAUCCAAAUCCAAAUCCUCCAUUUCAUCUGAUUCGACACAAGACCUAUUACAAGGUUUGCAGAUAAGCGAUACCAAAAUUAUCACUCAGAAUCAUGAUAAUGAACAGAAGACGAUAACGGAUGGAGGAAGAAGGAGAUCAUCGAUGAAGAAACCUCUAUCACCAAGGGACAAGACUGAAUUUGGUGUUCAACUUUCUCAGAGUGGGAUAGGGAAAUCUCAAUCUAGUUCUAUUGGACAGGUAUUGCCAAAAGAAAAGGUAACAGUCGAACCUGGCACGAUACAGACGAUACCGAGUGGGAGUGGGAGUGCAGGUGAUGGUGUGAAAGUGCAGGUUGAAGUGGUGAUGAAGGUCGAAUAG